AUGCACUCGCGCGUCCAUGUCGGCGAGUAUGUGUUACUACGCCUACCUUCAGACACCUUGAAGCUGGUCCACAUAGUCCCGAACAGUGUCAUCUCAAUCGGCAAAUUCGGCUCAUUUCCCUGCAACCUCCUCAUCGGCAGACCCUACUACCUCACCUACGAAAUCACCGACAAGCAAUCCGACACCGAUGUCUCACGCCUCCGCGUCGUCCCAGCCUCUGAGCUAAACGCCGAAGUCCUCGCCGAGGAUGCUCCCUCCUCAGAUAACCCCACCGAAAAGGCCGACGAGUCCUUCGAUAUUGUCGCUGACGAUGGCUCUGUAUUGCUCAAAAACAAUCGCCUUACCGUUGACGAUGGUUCUCGUCAGGUCCUCAGCAUGGAUGAGAUUGAAGAGUUGAAGAAGGCUGGAACUGGCUCUGGAAGAGAUAUCAUUGAGAAGAUUCUUAAGUCGCAUACGCAUUUGAGUGAAAAGACGUCGUUUGCCCUGGCAAAGUAUACUUUGAGGAAGCACAAAAAGUACUUGCGCAGGUUUACUGUCUUGCCUUUGAAUGUGUCCAUGUUGACCGAAUACAUGAUUGCUGAGAAGGAGUCUUCGAGAGUUAUGGAGCUUAGAGAGGAGUCGCUGGGCUUGGUCGGCAGCUGGGCAAACGUGCACUACCACCCUGACACAGAACCAACUCUCACGGAAGAAGGAACACAACUCGGUGGUGGAAGAUGGCUAGUCGUCGACGACACUGGUGGCCUGGUUGUAGCCUCCAUGGCUGAGAAGAUGGGUCUCCUGUACCCUUCAAACAACGACGAUGAAGAGUCAGACGACGACGAGGCCCCUGUCAAGACCGGAGCACAACAAUCAGCACCCACAGAAGACGACGACGCCGACAUUGAGAUGCAGGAAGAGGACACCAAAGACGAGCCCACCAACGAAGAACCCACCUCACCAGAACGACCCAAAAGCAACGGCCGCAAACGCCCCAUCAACAAACACAACACCAACCUCUCCUCAACAAACACACUCACCAUCCUCCACGCAAACGCCCAACCGAACCUCUCCCUGCUAAAAUACUUCUCCUACGACACAAACAACCCCACAGCCACCCAUCCCUUACACACCCAUCUCAAAACCCUCACUUGGCUACAACUACUCGACCCAACCGCGGACCCCACCUACCACGAGCCCGAAGCUCUGCCUCCCUCCGAGUUAGAAACACUCAAGUCCGGAAAGAGGGGAGCUUACUACCGCAAACGACGCCGUUGGGCAAGAUGCAAGAGCAUUGUGGACGAAACCCGCGCAGGAGGCUUCGACGGUUUGAUCAUCGCCUCACACAUGUCACCAGCCACCAUCCUCGCCUCAACCAUGCAUCUCCUCCGUGGAUCAGCCCAUAUAGCAAUCUACUCACCCACCCCGGAGCCUCUGACCGAAAUCAUGGACUUGUACUCUAAAGACAGAAAGGCUGCUUACCUCGAUCACAUCGCUGCUGAUACUGUGCCUUCUGCCGAAGACUUCCCACUGGAUCCAAGAAUGGUGUUGGCGCCCACAUUGCAGACCACGAGGAUUAGACCUUGGCAGGUGUUGCCUGGACGUACGCAUCCGCUCAUGACGUGGAGGGGUGGUGCAGAAGGCUAUUUAUUCACGGCGAGGAGGGUUGUGCCUGUGGAAGGUAAGGUGGAGGCGAGGGGCAAGUAUAACAAGAAGAGGAAGAUUGGAUAG
Messenger RNA from Aureobasidium namibiae CBS 147.97, 1707 nucleotides. RefSeq names its product putative eukaryotic translation initiation factor 3, gamma subunit. Lineage: Eukaryota; Fungi; Ascomycota; Dothideomycetes; Dothideales; Saccotheciaceae. Bases 1 to 1707 code for a protein of 568 amino acids. The transcript has 2 exons. Gene Ontology annotation, biological process: tRNA methylation. The record is from RefSeq and is a predicted model, not a curated record. Gene Ontology annotation, cellular component: tRNA (m1A) methyltransferase complex; nucleus.